Salvia miltiorrhiza (redroot sage) is the source of this 1136-nucleotide messenger RNA. Its product is annotated as protein PHOSPHATE-INDUCED 1-like. Lineage: Eukaryota; Viridiplantae; Streptophyta; Magnoliopsida; Lamiales; Lamiaceae. The coding region runs from base 149 to 1090 and encodes 313 amino acids. The transcript has a single exon. The record is from RefSeq and is a predicted model, not a curated record.
UCACUAAACCGCGUUUUGACUUCACUGCCAAUUUUCAAUUGCCCAAAUCCCCUUGUAUAAAUACCCUCCUCCGCCUUCUUCAUUCCUCACUUCAUCCACAUCUCUCUCUCUCUCUCUCUUCGAUCUCAAAAUUAAAUCACAAAUUUCAAUGGCUUCUUCCACCAUUCUCAAAUUGUUAGCUAUUUUCUCUCUCUUGGUUGUGUGCAUUGCAUCAAGAGCAACCCCCAAUUCUCUAGUUGAAGACACACAAACCCAGCUGCUGAAAUACCACAAGGGCGCCCUUCUCCAAGGCAGAAUCUCCGUUAACUUAAUUUGGUACGGCAAAUUCACCCCUUCCCAACGCGCAAUCGUCGCCGAUUUCAUCACAUCUCUCUCGCCCUCGUCGCCGCCGCAGCCCCAGCCCUCCGUGGCGGCGUGGUGGAAGAUCACCGAGAAGUAUUACCACCUCGCCACCUCCAAAACCUCAUCCCUCUCUCUCUACCUCAACAACCAAAUCCUCGACGAUUCCUACUCGAUCGGCAAAUCUCUGACUCAGGACCAACUCGUCGAUCUGGCCUCCAAGGGCGAGAAGACGAACGCAAUCAACGUCGUGCUGACGGCGUCCGACGUCGCCGUGGACGGCUUCUGCCAGAACCGCUGCGGAACUCACGGCUCCAAAUCCACCGCCGUCAAGGGGAAAAACAAGAAGUUCGCCUACAUUUGGGUGGGGAACUCGGAGACUCAGUGCCCCGGCUACUGCGCGUGGCCGUUCCACCAGCCCAUUGACGGCCCGCAGAGCCCGCCUUUAAUUGCUCCCAACAACGACGUCGGCCUUGAUGGAAUGGUGAUCAAUUUGUCCGGGCUUCUGGCAGGAACCGCCACCAAUCCCUUCGGGAACGGGUUCUAUCAGGGGCCGGCCGAUGCGCCGCUGGAAGCCGCGACGGCAUGCCCCGGGGUGUACGCGAAGGGGGCGUACCCUGGUUACGCCGGAGAUUUGCUGGUGGACAAGACUAGUGGUGCUAGCUACAAUGCGCAUGGUGCCAGCGCCAGGAAAUAUGUGCUUCCGGCGAUAUACGAUCCUUCCAAAAAAAAAAAAAAAAAAAAAAAAUAAUAAUAAUAAUUAUAAAAGAAAAGAGUUGUAUAUUCAUUGCCUCAAA